Messenger RNA from Rosa chinensis, 1684 nucleotides. RefSeq names its product (-)-isopiperitenol/(-)-carveol dehydrogenase, mitochondrial. Lineage: Eukaryota; Viridiplantae; Streptophyta; Magnoliopsida; Rosales; Rosaceae. The coding region runs from base 611 to 1684 and encodes 357 amino acids. The record is from RefSeq and is a predicted model, not a curated record. The transcript is spliced from 4 exons.
CAUGAGGGUUGAACUGUGGCCAGGAUUCAGGAAGAGAACAAGCAUUGUUGUCAUCAAGAACAAGUUAUCAUUCAAGACUUGGCUGCUGGUGAAGCACAUAAUUUAGUGUCAUUGAUUUCAAUGCAAGUUUUUUUGGUGGCCCUCUGGUUAUUUCUGUCCUCUCUGAAUUAGCGUUGCCUGAAGAACACUAUUUGCCCCUUGAUUCACAAGCACCUCUAUGUUGGCUGUUGGCGUGAGUCAUACUUACCUUAUUUAUGUAGAUAUUCUGUGAUAUUCCGUGAUAUGUAAUAUUAUGUAAUAUCUGUAGUAUUAUUAGGUUUACUACUUACCUUAGGAGUAGUACUUGUCUUAUCAGAAUUUGUAUAUAAUUUCUUCUUGUAAGGUGAAUGAGAUAUCUAAGUUAUUCAGCCAAAAUUAUCUCUUGUUUUUCGUUAUAUUUGACUUGGUAUUAGAGCAGAGAUCCGAUCCUGGACUCUGACUCAUUGUUCUUUGAUCCUUGACUCUUGUUCUUUGUGCUUGGAUUUGUUCCUUGUCCUUUGAUCCUUUCAUCACCGUUGCCUUCUUAUAUUUCCAAGUACUUUGUUGUUUUUCCUUCCGCUGCAUAUUCACCAUGGUGAAAGCUCCUUCUUCUAUGUGUCCCUCUCCUCAAGGUUCUUCCCCCGUGUUCUCCUCAAGUCUGACUUGUAACUACUGCAAGAAUCCAGGCCAUAUCAAAGCAAAUUGUUACAGGUUGGUUGGUUUUCCAGCAGGCUACUUUGAUAGGCCCCGACCUCAGGACAACAAACCCAAGGGAAAGGCUGCAGUGACAAAACCAGAUCACACCAACUUUGCUGGACCUCCUCACCAGGGAAAUAAUCGGCAGGGGUUAUCUGAGGGGUCGACUAUUUCAUCUGGAUUGCAUCUCCGCGGCAAGGUGGCCAUCGUCACCGGCGCCGCCAGCGGCAUCGGAGCAGUCACUGCUCGCCAUUUCGCAAAUCACGGCUCUCUCACCGUCGUAAUCGCCGACGUGCAAGACGGCAAAGGCCGAGAAGUGGCCGCAUCGAUCAGUUCUAACCGCUGCACCUACGUCCACUGCGACGUCACCGACGAGCACCAGGUCAAAUACCUAGUUGACUCUACUGUGAAGCUGUACGGCCGCCUCGACGUGAUGUACAGCAACGCGGGAAUAACCCCCCCGUCGGCGCAGACUGUGCUGGAGCUGGACCUGUCCUUGUUCGACAAGGUGAUGGCGGUGAACGCGAGAGGGAUGGCGGCGUGUGUGAUGCACGCGGCUCGCGCGAUGGUAGAGAAGGGAGUUAGAGGCAGCAUAGUGUGCACCGCGAGCGUUCAGGCGGAUUGCGGGACGGAGAGCAUGACGGACUACACGUUGUCGAAGCACGCAAUGCUGGGGCUGAUGAGGUCGGCGAGCGUGCAGCUGGUGAAGCAUGGGGUGCGCGUGAACUGCGUGUCGCCGGGUCUGGUGGCAACGCCGCUGGUGACUGAGAUUUUCAAGCUCGGGGCGGAGGAGCUGAGCAAAAUGAUGGCGGCGGUUUAUACGGGAAGCCAAUAUGGGCCGGUGAAGGAGAAAGACCUGGCGGAUGCAGUGGUGUUCUUGGCCUCUGAGGACUCAGCGUUGAUCACCGGCCAGAAUUUGGUUGUUGAUGGUGGACAUGAAACCAAGGCCUUAUCACUAUUGAAACCAUGA